Leptosia nina is the source of this 2457-nucleotide messenger RNA. Lineage: Eukaryota; Metazoa; Arthropoda; Insecta; Lepidoptera; Pieridae. The record is from the annotation of a GenBank genome assembly.
AUGACGCAAUGCAACGGUACAUAUCGCCACCGGUCGCAUCCGACGAGUGUGACGCCGAACGGCUUGAGUGAUAGUCGGUCAACAGACGGUUAUGACGAAUACACGAGGAAACGAAAUCCAUCUCUGGUGUGGAAAUAUUUUCUUACUGCAACGGAUAGAAAUAGCGCGAAAUGCAAAAUAUGCUCCCGUAUUGUGAAAACGCUCGGAUCGUCCACUAGCGGUCUCCACGGCCACCUGCGAUUAAAACAUGGGAUUAAAAUCGAUCCAAUUCAAAUUAGGAAGCCUCGCCAAUUGAACAGUCCUAUGCAAGAUCCUGAGACCGUAUUUAAUGAUGAGGUAGUGGGCAAAAGUUAUGAGGUUGUCCUGAAAGAAGAUAGGAAAUCUAAAAAGCAUAAGGCUGUGAAUGAAAGCUCAGUACACUAUUUCGAAAACGAGACCGUGCCGAUGAAAAAGAAAAGACGCACAUAUUCUUCGAUGUGGAAAUUUUUUUUAAGGUCAAGCGACCAUCAAACUGCCAAAUGUAAGAUCUGUUCAAAAAUAAUUAAAACCAAAGGGUCUUCGACAGGAAACAUGAUUAAUCACAUGAAACAGGUUCAUAAAUCGUAUAUAGAGAAUUCCACGGAGUCCUUUACUAAAGUUGAAAAGGAGGUAGAAAUGCCUCUCACAGUCAUAAAACAAGAGGCCACAGUUACACCAGACGACGAAAUAGUAUUAGAUCUAAAUGAUGUUCAUGAUAACAAUAUUGAGAUUCAAAACGAACAUUCCUAUCAGAUAGACAUUCAAAAUGCCGUCACUCCUAUGAAAAUUAUCUCCAGAAUGGUUGCAUUAGAUGGAAUUCCGCUGAGAAGCUUUACCUCGUCCCCCGACUUACGUAAACUUCUAACUGACUCCGGCUACGACUUACCGUCCUCUGACAUCGAGACAGUUAGUAUGAUCCUUCAACAGACAGAUAUAGUCAUGCUUGAGGUGGCACGAGAACUUAAAACUCUUAUAGACGCAGGAGUAAAAUUUUGUUUGGUUCUAGAAGAGUUUCUCACAGCAAAAGACGAGAAGUACAUAAGCCUUAAAAUUAAUAACGAAGAUUCACAUUUUGGAGAAACGAAAAAUUUAGGUCUUAUCAAAAUCUUUAAUGAAAUGGAAAACAAAUUAAUCAUACAACAAAUAGUAAAACGCUUGCAAUCCUUUGAUUUGAAUCUUUACAAAGAUAUUAUAUCACUUACAACUAGUUCAACUUUGUCGGAAAUAAAAUUUGGAACUAAUGUCGAGCUCGAUAGUCAAGCCUGCCUCGCUCAGGGCAUUCAAAACGGUGUGAUCGAAGUUUUGUAUAACGAAGAUGUGGCUGCGACUAAUCUGCGAAGGGAUGCUACUGAUGAAAGUGAUGACGACUCUGAGUGUAUGAAGGAAACCAGGAAUGCGUUUUUUGUUAAACCCCCUGAUAUUACCAGAGAACCCCAACUGAUUCACAGUAGCAUCAUUGACAAAGUGAGGAAAAUAGUGCGAUACUACAAGAACUCGGCAUCCAGGAAUGAACUCCUGCAAAAGAAAGUGAAAAAGAAAUACGAUAAGGAAAUACCGUUGAUCCUAGAUUGCAGAAAACGUUGGAGCACGCUGUGCGAGAUGAUAGGUAGGUUUUUAAAGCUAAAAGACUGUAUACACGAGACCCUGACUUAUCUAGAGAUGGAUUUAUUCAUUCGGGAUGAAGAACUGCAGAUUCUAAGCGAAAUCCACGAUAGUCUAGUUGUAAUAAAAGCUACAGUAACCGCCCUGUGUAAGCCUAACGCGAACCUGCUAACAGCCGAUGCCGCUUUGCGCUUCAUGUUUAGGAAGUUAGACAAUCAAAACACUGAAUUUUGUAGGCGCUUCGCCACUGCUAUAAAAAAUCAGAUAAAAACAAGGCGAACGCAUCUAUCCAGUAUGCUACAGUACUUGCACGAUCGCCACACUUACAUUAAGUGCCAGGACGAAGACGUGUUCAGGAAACUGACAGAUAAGAAUAUCGUUAGCAAUAUUCUAUCUCUGCUCACGCGUUUAAAUCCUCACAUUAAAGAUCGGAUAAAUAAUAAACUGAUCUCUAGAGAUGUAGUUCGGAAGAUUUACGAUCCACUGGAAUCAGACGACGAUGAGGAAACGUCUAUAGAAAAGCAACUGGAAAAUGAAAUAAAAACGUGUAGAAGUGAAGCGCCUAAACCGAAGCUCGAUCCGCAGAAUUUGGACUUGGAGAAGAUUAUCAUGGGGGAGCUUAGUAUUUACGAAAGUGCAGGAGGUGGAAGGGGGUCGUAUCUCACAACCACUUAUGAGAUAUUGCUUUCAAUUGCACCGGCUACUUCUGAAGCGGAGAAGUUCUUUUUCGCUAAGAGAGACGCUCACAAUAGACUGAGUUGCCACCCUGAGGCGAUGUUAAAUUCCCUCUUCAUGUUGAGGUCUUAUUUUAAGCAGCAAACCAACGAGCAAGAUUAA